AUGGCGGUUUCCGGUAGUCCUAUUGGCGGCUCCACACCUCCACCGCCGCCACAACAGGAACAAGCUAACAAGCUUGGAUUCACAAAACCUAUCUCUCUUGCCGGUCCUACCGCAGCUGAUCUCAAUCGUAACGCCGAACUGGAGAAGUUUUUGGUUGAUUCGGGUCUUUAUGAGAGCAAGGAAGAAUCUGCAUGUAGACAAGAGGUUCUUCGCCGUUUAGAUCAGAUUGUGAAAAGCUGGGUGAAGCUGUUGACCCGCCAACGAGGCUACACAGAUCAGAUGGUCGAGGAUGCAAAUGCGGUCAUUUUCACUUUUGGCUCUUACCGAUUAGGGGUUCAUGGACCUGGAGUGGACAUAGACACUUUGUGCAUUGGUCCUUCCUAUGUAAAUCGAGAGGAGGAUUUCUUCAUCAUUUUGCAUAACAUCCUGGCUGAAAUGGAAGAAGUUACUGAACUUCAACCGGUCCCUGAUGCACAUGUCCCAGUUAUGAAAUUCAAGUUCCAGGGAAUUUCUAUAGAUUUGCUGUAUGCAAGUUUAUCUAUUUUGGUUGUGCCAGAAGACCUGGAUAUCUCAGACGGUUCCAUUCUGCAUGAUAUUGAUGAAAAAACUGUAAGAAGUCUUAAUGGCUGCCGAGUGGCGGAUCAAAUUCUUAAACUUGUUCCGAAUGUCGAGAACUUCCGAACUACGCUGAGAUGUUUAAAGUUUUGGGCUAAAAGACGCGGUGUUUAUUCAAAUGUUACUGGAUUCCUUGGAGGUGUAAAUUGGGCUAUUUUAGUUGCUAGAGUUUGCCAGUUUUACCCUAAUGCAAUCCCUAGUAUGUUGGUUUCUAGAUUCUUCAGGGUCUAUUCACAGUGGCGGUGGCCAAACCCUGUAAUGCUGUGCUCUAUAGAAGAGAAUGAACCACAUCUUCCUAUAUGGGAUCCUCGUAGAAACCAUAGGGACAGGUUUCACAUUAUGCCAAUAAUUACUCCUGCAUACCCUUGCAUGAAUUCCAGCUACAAUGUUUCGACAAGCACUCUUCGUGUUAUGAUGGAACAGUUCCAACAUGGCAACAAGAUUUGUGACGAAAUUGAGCUUAACAAAUCACAGUGGAGUGCACUUUUUAAGCCAUAUGUCUUUUUUGAGGCAUACAAAAACUAUUUACAAGUAGACAUAGUUGCAUUAGAUGCUGUUGAUUUACUGUUGUGGAGGGGUUGGGUAGAAUCCCGACUGAGACAGCUAACCUUGAAGAUAGAGCGAGAUACACAUGGGAUGCUGCAGUGUCAUCCUUAUCCACACGAGUAUGCAGACGCGUCUAAGCCUUGUCCGCAUUCUGCAUUUUUUAUGGGCUUGCAAAGAAAAGAGGGAGUAAGAGGUCAAGAAGGUCAGCAAUUUGAUAUACGUGGAACAGUUGACGAAUUCAGACAAGAAAUUAAUAUGUAUGUAUACUGGAAGCCGGGGAUGGAAAUUUAUGUUUCUCAUAUUCGUCGAAAGCAGCUCCCUGCAUUUCUUUUUCCAGAUGGUUACAAACGUACUCGAAUGCUGAGGCAUAUGAGCCAUGCAGCAGAUAAAACGAGGGAAUAUACCACAAAGUGCUACUCUGGAUCUAGCUCUUCUGAAAGGUGCAUCAAGAGGAAAAAUAGCCAUGAAACGGGGGAUGUGAAGCCAGAUAAACCAGAGAAGCGGACAUCUGUUAGCCCACAGAGGCUAGAGUGUGUUUCACCUGAAAGUUGUACAAGUAAAUUGGAUGGUACACCUCAAAUAAGUAUUGAGUGUAUUGAAGGGGUUAGGCCAGAUGGCUCAACAAUGAAGGACACUGAUAGAAAUUGUGGAAUCAAGUCAUCUCAUAGACUCUUAGGAAGUGAUACAAUUAUUGAAGUAGGUGACAUGCAGAUAAAUGAAACCUGUAUUGUUGACUCCACACAUAGGCUGAAAUCAAGGGAUUUAGAAGUUCAGAAUGAGAAUGGAGUCAACGGGGACAAAGCUCUGGAUCUGGCUUUUGUUUGCUUGGAAAGGGCAGAAACUACAUCUUCAAAAAGCUUGACAAACUGGGAAGAGAGUGCUGUUAAAAUGGAUCAACAGCUAGACAAAGCUUGUAAUUUCACAAGGGCUGAAUGUUCAGAUUAUGCACCAAGUGCCAGCAUCCAGAACCUCAAUUGCGAGACAGAUGUCAGACUCAGGAGUGUAUAA
Molecule: messenger RNA, 2169 nt
Organism: Lathyrus sativus (Indian pea)
Lineage: Eukaryota; Viridiplantae; Streptophyta; Magnoliopsida; Fabales; Fabaceae
Source: the annotation of a GenBank genome assembly